CAUCCAGGGCCUCCCCGGCGGCGUAGUGUCGGGCUGAGCCCCAGAUCCCGAGCUCGCGCCGACACCCACCUCCCGAGGGACUCCGGGCCCUCCAGCACCGAAGCCGGAGAGCCCCUUGUGUGUCCCGCCGUUUCCUGGUGGAGCGACCCCGUUACGUUAGAGAUGAAAGGCUGGGGCUGGCCGGCCCUGCUUCUGGGGGCCCUGCUGGGAGCCGCCUGGGCUCGGACGGCCCAGGAUCUACACUGUGGAGCUUGCAGGGCUCUGGUGGAUGAACUAGAGUGGGAAAUUGCCCAGGUGGAUCCCAAGAAGACCAUUCAGAUGGGCUCUUUCCGAAUCAAUCCGGAUGGCAGCCAGUCAGUGGUGGAGGUGCCUUAUGCUCGCUCAGAGGCCCACCUCACGGAGCUGCUAGAGGAAGUAUGUGACCGGAUGAAGGAGUACGGGGAACAGAUGGACCCUACCACCCACCGCAACAUUUACAUACGUGUAGUGAACCGGAAUGGAGAACCCAAAGACCUGAAUCUAGAAGGCAUCCGAAUUGAUUCAGACAUCCGUGGCACCCUCAAGUUUGCGUGUGAGACCAUUGUGGAGGAAUAUGAGGAUGAACUCAUUGAAUUCUUUUCCCGAGAGGCUGACAAUGUGAAAGACAAACUUUGUAGCAAGCGAACAGAUUUAUGUGACCAUGCCCUGCACAUACCGCAUGAUGAGCUGUGAAUCACUGAGCGGGCCCAACUGACAAGCUUGAUGGAUCACCCCCAGGAGGGGAAAAGGUGGCAAUGCCGUUUAUAUUAUGUUUAUAAUGAAAUGAACUGAAAAAAUAUGAAACUAAAAGGAUGAACGGUGUUGUCUUUUCAUGCCCAGAAUUGGUCCUUAGAUUAGGUUUGAAGAUGGGGGGUUCCAGACAGGAAAUAAAAGGGAAGGGAAGGACGAGCGUUGGGAAUGGUAUCGCAGGAAGGGAGGAGGAGCCUGAAGCUUUCGUUCUUUGCCAUCUGAGAUUACUGCUGCACUCACAAACGAGGUAAACAUUUACUCAGUGCCUACUCAAAUGUGUCUCAAGCUUAAUUGUGGAGAAAAGAGGACCCUCUGUGAAUGAGCAGAAGAACAUAAGUAAGCGUAUGGUGGCAUAGGAUUCUAGAAAUUACAUGUGUUCAUACUGAUGAAACGUAAAGUAAAACCGCUUGGUCUCGAAGGAAAUAAUGGACAUGCAUUAUUCUUUCCUCCCUGCCCUUCCAGAUGGAGGGAUCAACAAGAGCAUUCAGGAAGGGGAAAAUGGAUGUGAUCAACUCAGCUGAAAAGUAAGGGCUUUUUCAGAUAGGGAGAAAUUAGGUAAGGAAUGUUAUUUAAUGAAAGACCUUAUUUGAUGGCCUACGUUUUUAGAUUUGGUGCCAACAGCAAGUAUACCCUUUUCAUCUUCAUCACUAGCUAAUGUCAAUCUAGACUAUAAGUCUGUCCUCACUUUCUGUAUGUAGAGAUUCUGUACUGGGGUAUAGUGAUGAAAACAAAGGAUACUUUUUUAAAUACCUGAUUCGGGGAUGUGGCUGUCUUAGGUUUGAAAUGGAACAUUUCUGUCUCAGGAAGGCCUCAGAGAGAACCUGAAUAAACAUUUCAAAGACUUCUUAAA
Messenger RNA from Myotis davidii, 1618 nucleotides. It is a transcript of the gene CNPY2, whose product is annotated as canopy FGF signaling regulator 2. The transcript has 6 exons. Gene Ontology annotation, cellular component: endoplasmic reticulum. Lineage: Eukaryota; Metazoa; Chordata; Mammalia; Chiroptera; Vespertilionidae. Bases 163 to 711 code for a protein of 182 amino acids. The record is from RefSeq and is a predicted model, not a curated record.